Molecule: messenger RNA, 1113 nt
Organism: Sordaria macrospora k-hell
Lineage: Eukaryota; Fungi; Ascomycota; Sordariomycetes; Sordariales; Sordariaceae
Biological process (GO): alcohol metabolic process
Molecular function (GO): alcohol dehydrogenase (NADP+) activity; zinc ion binding
Source: RefSeq, a predicted model, not a curated record
AUGUCGGGCACCGAUUAUAAGUUCGAAGGCUGGCUCGGCCUUGACAAGGAGUCUGCCAACGGCAACAUGGUCUGGGGCGAGUUCGAGCCCAAGACCUGGGAGGAGACCGAUAUUGAUAUCAAGAUCGAGUGCUGCGGCAUCUGCGGUUCUGACAUUCACACCCUCCGCAGCGGUUGGGGCCCUACCAAGUACCCCUGCUGCGUCGGUCACGAGGUUGUCGGUACCGUCGUCCGUGCUGGCUCUCAGGUCGAGGGUGGCGUCAAGGUCGGCGACCGUGUUGGUGUCGGUGCUCAGAGUGACUCCUGCCGCAACCGUACCGACAAGCAGUGCAAGAUCUGCGCUGAGGGCAAGUACAACUACUGCCGCAUCCGUCACGUUGGCACCUACAACGGUGUCUACCUCAACGGCGGCAAGUCUUAUGGCGGUUACGCUACCUACCAGCGUGUCCCCUCCUUCUUCGCCGUCAAGAUCCCCGAGCAGAUCCCCUCUUCUCUCGCCGCCCCCAUGCUCUGUGCUGGCGUCACCACCUACGCUCCUCUCAAGUUCCACGGUGUCGGCCCUGGCAAGCGCGUUGGUAUCAUCGGCCUCGGUGGUCUUGGCCAUUUCGGUGUCAUGUGGGCCAAGGCCCUCGGUGCCGACCAGGUCGUCUGCAUCUCCCGCAGCUCCAGCAAGAAGGCGGAUGCCGUCGCCAUGGGCGCUACCGGCUUCAUCGCCACCGCUGAGGACCCCGAGUGGCUCGCCAAGAACAGGUCCUCUUUGGAUGUCAUUCUCUGCACCGCCUCCAGCGCCGACAUGCCCUUCAACGAGUACCUCUCUCUCCUCGACCUCGACGGCACCUUCAUCCAGGUCGGCGCUCCCGACGACGGUCUCCCCCAGAUCCAGCAGUUCGCCCUCAUUUUCAACCGCAUCAAGCUCACCGGUUCCCUCAUCGGCUCCCCCGAGGACAUCCGCGAGAUGUUCCAGCUCGCGGUCGAGAAGAAGGUCGAGCCCUGGGUCAAGGAGAUCUCCAUGAAGGAUGCCAACCAGGCUAUCCUCGAUUUCGAGGCUGGCAAGCCCAGGUACCGUUACGUCCUCAAGAACGAGGACUACACUCCUGUUGCUCAGAAGCUCUAG